AUGGAGUCAACGAGCAACCUGUACGAUGAGUUUGGAAAUUACAUAGGGGAAGACAUCGACAGUGAUGGGGACUACUCUGAUGGGGACCAAGACGAUGACAUGAGUGACGGGGUGGACCAGGAAGCGGAUUCGGCUUCGGGUGGAGAUAGCAAUGCAGAUAGUCAUGAAGGUAGUGAUGAGGGUAGCGAUGAGGAUAGUGAUGAGGAUAGCGAUGGCGAUGGAGGAAGUGAAGACGAAAGUGAGGGGGGUGGAGAAAAGCGCCUCGGGGAGAAUAUGGACGAACUGCAGAGGGCAUACGAAGGGGUGGAAGUGUUCGUGGAACAGGAAGAUACACAAGACAUAGAAGAAGCAACAAUCAAUAAGAUAAACACUAACGUAGAGAGAAUCAGCUUCAUUAAGAAGUUAGAUGUGGAGGCGAACAGGAAGAAUUUUGAUUUGAUUGAAACGAGUCUCCCCAACAACACAUUCAGUUUUAAAUACAUGUCCCAGUUGAUGUCCCAAACGGAAUUUAUAAAAAAUAUAUGUAUAGCAGGUCAUUUCCAUCACGGGAAGACGACCCUGAUAGAUAGGAUAAUUGAAUUUACUCGAGAGAAAAAGGACAGCAAAACAAAAUUGACUUAUGUUAAUGGGAUUGGAAGCGGGGGUAAUCCGAACAGCGGCACAGUGAGCUUCUUUAAUGUAAACACGGAAAUGGAAGGAGUACUAGUAAAAAGAAGCAGCCUUCGAAAAAAUAAUGCAUCCAUGGUGACUCCAUUUAAUGCAAAAAAAAUCGACCACUUAAUAAACUAUACAGAUACAAGGUUGGAUGAACAAGCAAGAGGAUUGUCGAUCAAAGCAAUACCUAUAUCCCUCAUUCUUCAAAAUAAAAUGUAUGAAAAUAUUCCUAAUAAUAUUUUAUUGAAUAAAAAAAAAAAUAAUUUGAAAUAUAAAUCUUACCUUUUUAAUAUUAUGGAUACUCCAGGACAUGUGAAUUUUUUUGACGAAUUUUUGUGUGCAGUGAAUAUUUGUGAAUGCUGCUGUUUGGUUGUGGACGUCACAGAUGGGUGUAUGUAUGUGACGGAGAAUGUGAUAAAGACAUGCAUUUAUGAAAAUGUGAAGAUGGUGUUAAUUCUUAACUGCGUAGACAAGUUAAUAAUGGACUUACGUUUGCCCCCGAAUGAUGCUUAUCACAAGAUUAAUUACACCAUUGAGGAGAUUAAUAAGAAAAUUGAAUCCUUUUGUGAUAUGUUAAACAAGAGUGUAAAGGAGAAGAAGAAAUUUCUCUUGUCUCCUCUGAAGAAUAAUGUGCUUUUCGCUUCGAGCAUUUAUGGAGUGUUUUUUACCCUCAAGUCGUUUAGUAAAAUUUAUUGCAAUUUAUACAAUGCAUACAAUAUUGACAUUGAUGAAUUUGCGCAGCACUUGUGGGGAGACAUUUAUUUUAACGAGAAGGAUUUUUCUUUCGCUUCAUCUCCACUGUAUUCAAAUCAGAGGAGAUCAUUUGUAGAGUUCAUUUUAAACCCAAUUUAUAAAAUUUUCGGUUAUGUAUGUUCAGAAGAAAAAGAAUUCUUAAUUCCUUUUUUAAAAAAUUUUAAUAUUACUCUGAAGAAAAAUGAUUAUCUCUUUAACAAUAAAUAUCUUCUUAAGAAAAUCAACGGAAUGAUAUUUGAAGAUACAACAGCUUUUGUCGAUGUCAUCCUGGACAAUUGCCCAUCCCCAUUGGAGAAUGCUAAACAGAAGACGAGGCAAAUUUACUCCGGUUCGUUAAAAACGAAAUUAUGUUACGAUAUGAUGAGAUGCCUUAAAGGAGACCAAACGGACAAUCUCAUGGUUUACAUAAUUAAGAAUUACCACCGACCGGAGUGUAUCAUUUUGGACCUCUUCGGUAGGGUCAUGUGUGGUACCAUCAGGAAGGGACAAACGGUUCGUAUUUUGGGGGAGGGGUACAGCCCUAGUGAUGAUGAAGAUAUGAUUACUCGAGUGGUUACUCACCUGUGGAUUUACGAGGGCAGAUACCGGGUUGAGGUUGAUGAGGUCCCCGCGGGCAAUUUCGUGCUCAUUGGCGGAGUUGACAUUUGCAUAAACAAAACGUGCACCAUAACUAAUGUGAAAAAGAGGAGAAAUGGAAACGCAAAGGAAUUGAGGAAGGUUCAGCUGAGCGGAACGAAAGGAACGGGAAUUGUACCCACUUCAGGAUCUCUUAGCAAUUUGAAAAAGGAAGAGCGAGCUCUCCUGCUGGAGGACGAAGAGGAGACAGAGAUAUUCUACCCCCUACAUAAGAAGUUCAAGUAUAUAAAUUGUGCGAACUCCGUUUUUAAGGUCGCUUGUGAACCUAUUAACCCAUCGGAGCUUCCGAAAAUGUUAGAAGGCCUGAGAAAAAUUGAUAAAACAUAUCCUAUGUGCAGCACCAAAGUGGAGGAGUCUGGUGAACACAUCAUCCUGGGGACGGGGGAAUUAUACUUGGACUGUAUUUUGCACGACUUGAGGAAGCUUUAUGGUGACCUGGAAAUUAAGGUGUCGGACCCUGUGGUGCAGUUUAACGAAACGGUUAUUGAAACGUCGGCUCUGAACUGCUUCGCGGAGACUCCAAAUAAGAAGAACAAAAUUCAUAUGAUUGUGGAACCGAUGCAGAAGGAGCUGAUGGAUGAUAUUGUGCAGGGGCUGGUCCACCUGAACAAGGGCGAGCGGGACGCCAACGUGGAGGAGUACUUGCGCACGGUCGACAGGCUUCUGCGGGAGGAGCGCUCAGCGGGGCACGAAGAGCAUGCGGUGAACGACUCGGACCAAUCGGACCGGUCUCAGCAGUCUGACCAGUCCGACCAUGUGGGUGUGAACGGAGCAGAGGAAGAAGACGUCGCCUCCGAUAAGCGCACGAACACACUGAACUACAACCUAGACAAGAACGUUAUCUCGUUGCUCACGGAAAAACACAACUGGGAUAUGCUGUCCAUAAGAUCCAUUUGGGCCUUCGGCCCGGAAAGCAACAGCCCAAAUAUCCUCGUGGACGAUUCCUUGUAUAAAGAAACAAACAAGGAAAACCUGUACUCCAUUAAGGAAAAUAUAAUUCAAGGAUUUUGCUGGGCCACGAAGGAGGGACCCCUAAUUGAAGAGUGCAUGAAAAAUGUUAAAGUAAAAAUAUUAAAAGGUGAAAUAGAUGAUGACCCAAUUAAUCGGGGAGCUGGACAAAUUAUACCAACCACGAGGAGAGCAAUAUAUUCGUCCUUUUUAUUAGCUACGCCGAGGUUAAUGGAACCGAUUUUGUUCACAGAAAUUAUUUGCUCAGGUGAUUCUGUGUCAUCCGUUUAUAAUGUGCUAUCUAGAAGAAGAGGACACGUAUUGAAAGAUUUCCCCAAAGUGGGUACCCCUUUGUAUAUGGUUCAUGCGUAUUUACCAGCUAUUGAGUCCUUUGGGUUUGAAACUGAUUUAAGGACACACACAAGUGGGCAAGCAUUUUGCUUGAGUAUGUUUGACCAUUGGCAUAUUGUUCCAGGGGACCCUCUAGACAAGUCAGUGGUACUAAGGCCACUGGAGCCAGCGCCCAUUCAGCAUUUAGCCAGAGAAUUUUUGUUGAAAACGAGGAGAAGGAAAGGGUUAACUGAAGAUGUUACGAUUAACAGGUUCUUUGACGACCCCAUGCUCCUAAACAUAAAGGACGAGUUUGCGGAAUAUUUCUGA
Molecule: messenger RNA, 3651 nt
Organism: Plasmodium fragile
Lineage: Eukaryota; Apicomplexa; Aconoidasida; Haemosporida; Plasmodiidae
Exons: 2
Coding region: 1-3651 (1216 amino acids)
Biological process (GO): mRNA splicing, via spliceosome
Cellular component (GO): cytosol; U4/U6 x U5 tri-snRNP complex; U2-type catalytic step 2 spliceosome
Molecular function (GO): GTP binding; translation elongation factor activity; U5 snRNA binding
Source: RefSeq, a predicted model, not a curated record